AAUCCCAUUUCCGAGCUCUUUCUCCUUUAUUUUCCCUUUAUAUUCCAUUCGCCCCCGAGAAGCUUACUGGGUUUUCAUUUUUGGCCUUGCGUAAUGGAUGCCGAUUGUAACACGGGGCUUCUUCUAGGGCUGGGGCGGGGUUUGGAUCAUCAUAAUUCCAUGCGCCCGCACGUACCGGAUGUGGCUGGUGUUAAGAAGAAGCUUCAGGUUUUGAAAUUUGAUGAUAUUUUGCCUUCUUUGACGCUUGGAUUGUCGGUUGUUGUCGACAAGAGCGGCGGAGAAUCCGCCGCUACCGCGGCGGACGAGUUGAUUCAGCAAGGCUCUUCGGGUAGUCCGGUGUCGUCGUUUUCUAACUCAUCGGGGUUUAAAAGGGAGCGAGACGGCGGCGCCGGUGAAGAGCCGGCUGAAACGGAGGUGUUUAUGGAGAGAAUAUCUAUGAAAGUUGCUGAAGAAGAGGAAGAUGGAAGCCCGAGGAAGAAACUUAGACUCACUAAAGAACAAUCCGCCGUUUUAGAAGAUAAUUUCAAAGAACACUCCAGCCUCAGUCCUAAGCAAAAACAGGAUUUGGCAAGACAGUUAAACCUAAGACCAAGACAAGUGGAAGUAUGGUUUCAAAACAGAAGAGCCAGAACCAAGCUGAAGCAAACGGAAAUGGACUGUGAAUUACUGAAGAAAUGCUGUGAAAAGCUCAAAGAAGAGAACACCAAGCUUCAAAAGGAACUUCAAGAGCUUAAAUCCCUCAAAUUAACUGCCCCGCCGUUCUGCAUGCAGCUACAAGCCGCCACUCUCACCGUUUGCCCUUCCUGUGAGAGCUCCAUUUGCGGCGGCGGUGGCGGUGGCGGUGGAGGAGGCGCCGAUGCUUCUCCAGCUAACACCUUCUCAAUUGGGUCAAAGCCUCACUUUCUCAAAUUCCCAUUUAACCAUCCAUCGGCGGCUUGUUAAUUCAGCCUAAUUUUAAUUAUAUAAUUAAUUAAAAAGCCCAGAAGACUGCUAUUUUUGCUUAAGGCUUCUGGGUCAAUAUAUCGUAUAUAUAUAUAUAUUAUAUGUUUUUUGUACAAAUAUAUUGUUAUUUCAAACACGUGGAAAUUAGGCUUUGUAGAAA
Molecule: messenger RNA, 1102 nt
Organism: Cucurbita pepo subsp. pepo (vegetable marrow)
Lineage: Eukaryota; Viridiplantae; Streptophyta; Magnoliopsida; Cucurbitales; Cucurbitaceae
Product: homeobox-leucine zipper protein HAT9
Biological process (GO): regulation of DNA-templated transcription
Molecular function (GO): sequence-specific DNA binding; DNA-binding transcription factor activity, RNA polymerase II-specific
Source: RefSeq, a predicted model, not a curated record